Lolium rigidum is the source of this 3085-nucleotide messenger RNA. RefSeq names its product subtilisin-like protease SBT6.1. Gene Ontology annotation, molecular function: serine-type endopeptidase activity. NCBI's taxonomy places the organism in Eukaryota, Viridiplantae, Streptophyta, Magnoliopsida, Poales, Poaceae. The record is from RefSeq and is a predicted model, not a curated record. The transcript is spliced from 9 exons. Bases 363 to 2627 code for a protein of 754 amino acids. Gene Ontology annotation, biological process: proteolysis. Gene Ontology annotation, cellular component: Golgi apparatus.
CUCUAUUUGGAGCUGAACGACUCUGGGGAAGAGGCUUCACGGGCAGGAAAGUCAAAAUGGCCAUUUUUGACACUGGUAUCCGGGCAGAUCAUCCACACUUUCGUAAUAUUAAGAAGGUUGAAGUCUUUCUAAGACAGCAUAACUUUGUAGGAGCGUACAAAUUGGACAAAUGAAGACACGUUAAAUGAUAACCUUGGGCAUGGAACAUUUGUAGCUGGAGUUAUUGCUGGUCAAGAUGCAGAAUGCCCUGGAUUUGCACCAGACACUGAGAUAUAUGCAUUUCGAGUGUUCACAGAUGCUCAGUGCAGAUAUCCUACACAUCAUGGUUCUUGGAUGCAUUCAAUUAUGCGAUAGCAACUGGUAUGGAUGUACUGAAUCUGAGUAUUGGUGGACCUGAUUACCUGGAUCUGCCCUUUGUGGAAAAGGUCUGGGAGCUCACAGCGAACAACAUUAUUAUGGUAUCAGCUAUUGGAAAUGAUGGUCCUCUCUAUGGCACAUUAAAUAACCCAGCUGAUCAAAGCGAUGUCAUCGGAGUUGGUGGUAUUGAUUACAACAACCAUAUAGCUUCAUUUUCCUCUAGGGGCAUGACUACCUGGGAACUUCCUCAUGGAUAUGGCCGUGUAAAACCUGACGUUGUCGCGUAUAGUCGUGAUAUAAUGGGCUCUAAGAUCAGUACAGGUUGUAAGACCCUUUCAGGUACCAGUGUCGCAAGCCCGGUGGUUGCUGGAGUAGUAUGUCUGCUAGUUAGUGUCAUACCAGAAGACAAGCGGAAGUCCAUCCUUAAUCCUGCUAGUAUGAAACAGGCCCUUGUCGAGGGCGCUUCUAAACUUUUGGGGCCAAACAUAUAUGAGCAGGGUGCGGGCAAGCUUGAUCUCUGGCAAUCAUAUGAAAUAUUGAAAAAUUACCAACCACGUGCAAGCAUAUUUCCAAACAUGCUUGACUUCACCGAAUGUCCAUAUUUCUGGCCUUUUUGUCGCCAACCUCUGUACGCUGGAGCUAUGCCAGUAGUCUUCAAUGCUACAAUUCUGAACGGGAUGGGGGUGAUCGGUUAUGUUAAGGAUCCACCUGUAUGGCAGCCAUCUGAAGAUGUGGGCAAUCUUCUUAGUGUUCACUUCACAUACUCUGACACCAUCUGGCCUUGGACAGGGUACCUUGCCCUGCACAUGCAAGUUAAAAGCGAAGGUUCUCAGUUUUCAGGUAUAAUUAGUGGCAAUGUUACUCUGUCGAUUUACAGCCCAGCUGCUCAGGGGGAAAGCAGCCCACGGAGUAGUACAUGUGUUCUUUACCUGAAGAUCAUGGUGGUUCCAACACCUGUUAGGUCCAGAAGAAUACUGUGGGACCAAUUUCAUAACAUCAAGUACCCAUCUGGAUAUGUUCCAAGGGAUUCACUUAAUGUGCAUAAUGAUAUCCUUGAUUGGCAUGGUGAUCACCUGCACACAAAUUUUCACAUACUGUUCAACAUGCUGAGAGAUGCAGGAUACUAUAUUGAGACCCUUGGGUCACCACUUACCUGCUUUGAUGCUAGCAAUUAUGGUACACUGCUCAUGGUUGAUCUUGAGGAUGAGUACUUCAGUGAAGAGAUUCAGAAACUGAGGGAUGAUGUUGUACACAAGGGGCUUGGUCUUGCUGUUUUUGCUGAGUGGUAUCAUGUUGAUACAAUGGUGAAGAUGACAUUCUUUGAUGAAAAUACCCGCAGUUGGUGGACUCCGAUUACUGGAGGUGCAAAUAUUCCUGCCCUUAAUGAACUUUUGGCACCAUUUGACAUUGCUUUGGGGGGCAAAAUACUGAGUGGCGACUUCUCAAUCAACGGCGAGCAGUCGCACUAUGCUUCUGGGACUGAUAUAGUGCAGUUCCCAGCAGGAGGUUUUUUGCAUAGCUUCGAACUCCAUGAGAACUCCAAAGCUGCACAGGAUAGUUCAACCCCAGAUACACAAAACUCCCAGUCCCAGGAGAAGAGGAAGCUCUCCUCGAUUCUUGGUAUGACUGAAGCAGGCGAAGGGAGAAUAGCAGUUUAUGGAGAUUCAAAUUGUCUUGACAGUAGUCACAUGGUAACAAACUGUUAUUGGCUAUUGAGAAAAAUUGUGGAGUUUGUUGGCAACGGAGUCAGAGAUCCCGUCCUUUUCUCAGAAGCGGCUCAGUUGAAAUUUCCAGUUUUUGAGAACAUCCAGCAACCCUUGCGUAGACCUGAUGUAAAUUUUUCGUUGUAUUCUACUGUCACUGACAAGGAAUUGAUCUGUCACAAGGAUUCCCGGUUUGAGGUUUGGGGAACAAAAGGUUAUGGUAUUCAACCAGCAGGCACAACAAGAAAGCUGCCAGAAUACCAAGGGAGUGAAGUUUCUAGUACUCCCAAUCUGACAAUAAAAGCUUCUGAAAACAGACAAGAUGAAGGUGGCUUGCAAAAAACUAAUUCAACACCAAGUGCUAAUAAAUUUUAUGAUAAAAGAGAUUACUUUGGCUUUAUUAGUCAUGAAGAGGUUGACAUAGGAAUGUUAGUGGCAAGCCAAUGGAUGGUACCUUGCUUUGCUGCCACUACUUGCCUUAUGGUGUACCUCAGUUGCCGAGCGCAACAAAAGCGCCGUCGACGAAGGAAAGGGUUGGCAACUGGUCGUCUAACAAGUUUGGUAUAACGUGAACAGCUAUUUGGGGCCAAAUAAGGCUUUGACAGCUGCACUUUUGGCUGGCAGCCAUGGUAAGAUAACCGGAGCUACAUCGGCCAAGAGAAAAUAAAGAAGCUCAGCCCUGCUAGAGAUCCCUGAUCAUAAUUUCAGUCUGCAAUGGGCAUCAACUGAGGCUGCUCUCAGCACCGUAUCUGGGGAUGCAUGGCUCAUAUUUUAUUCUGAGCGAAGAGGGCUGGUUCAACGCUUCCGCAACUGCAUGUAGGAUCCCCACUCUGUUCCAACCUUGCAUAGCCAUCUAGUUCGUAGUUGCUCAAAAUUUUGUCUCUGUACUAAUACACUGCUUGUUAGGACAUCCUCGAUGAGAGCUAAUUCACUAGGAAGAGGCUAGAAUUAGUAGAAAAUUGCUUAUUAACCACUCACCGAGACGUGGUUUGCAAAUAUGUCAUGCAAUAGAUAUAUUUUGCUUA